This is a messenger RNA of Hydatigera taeniaeformis, 723 nucleotides long. Lineage: Eukaryota; Metazoa; Platyhelminthes; Cestoda; Cyclophyllidea; Taeniidae. The record is from the annotation of a GenBank genome assembly.
AUGCAACCGGCGGAAUCUGAUGUCGAUAACGGCACGAAUGCCAGUUUUUGGGAACCUCAUCAAUAUUCCCGAACGGUUAAGCGGGCAGAAAAUGCCAAUAAACUCUGUUCUGAGUUCGCUUUAAUGAUUCAGGAGCGAGCAGACAUUGAAAAAGCUUACGCUGCAAAUCUCCGCAAAUUUGCCGCACGGCUCGAUAUGUUUGUGCGAACUGGGUUGGAGUAUGGAACCGGGAAUAAUAUUCUUUCUGGUCUAGCAAAGGAAGCGGAAGAUAAUGCAGAACUUCAUUCUAAUAUUGCUUCUGGGCUUAUUAGCCCUGUUCAGUUGGGAAUCAAAAAUUGGCAGAAGGAGAAUUUUCAUAAAAGUUCCAUCUCCACAACAAUAAAGGAAGUUAAGAACUUUGAUUCGGAAUUCGAAAAUGCCCAGAAGAAUUGGUAUAAGCACUAUAAGCAUGUGAAUCGAUGCAAAAAGGAAUAUUUUCAUGCCUGCAAAGUUGUUAGAUCGCUACAAGUUCAGGUGCAAAAUGCGAAGAACGAGCCCUUUGGUACGCCGGAACAGUUGCGGAAAUUGGAGGAUAAGUUGCGAAAAGCGACCUCGGAGGAACAGAAGACACGAAAAGCCUAUGAGGAGUCUCUUUCCAGCCUCUCUGAUGUUACGCCUCGCUAUAUAGAAGAGAUGACACAGGUGAGUAGUGACGCAUUGGGGCUUCUGCGCUGUUUAACUUAA